GUCAUGUGACUCAUUUGUACUGCAUCUGGGAAAUUCCUCUCACGCAAUCCCCAUGCUAGCCCAGCAGAGGCGAGGGGCGCAAAGCCCUAUAUAAGCCACAUGGAUCGCCCUGAGAGGCAUCAGCAACCCUUCGGGACAGAAGAGCUCACAGCUCCACAGAACCCAUCCAGCAGCGGCUCCUUGCCCAACGAUGAACGGCAAACUCGUGGCUGUCCUGGCUUUCUGCCUGAUAUCCGUGGCUGUCUGUCAGGUUGCCAGUUUGUCAAUCCACAUGUUGAAAUGGUGCCAUAACCGUACAGUGUGGCCAGUACAAGAGCACCUCUCCAACCAUGUCCUUCCUUUCCUGCUCACAGGUAGGACCCUGGCCAGGAUGGGAACCGAGCUACGUUGCCAGUGCAUAGCCACUCAUUCCAAGUUCAUCCCUCCUAAGUCCAUUCAAGAUGUGAAGCUCACACAGAGCGGCCCCCACUGCAAGAAUGUUGAAGUCAUAGCUACUCUGAAGGAUGGCAGAGAGGUGUGCUUGGAGCCCACUGCUCCCUGGGUGCAGAUAAUCAUAAAGGCAAUUUUGGCCAAGGCUCAACUCAACUCUGACUCGCCACUCUGAGAAACAUCAGGACAAACAAAUCUGGGACCUGCCCCCUCUCCUCCCUUGAGAGAAGCAUUUGGGAAAAGCAUCUUUCGAACAGGGUGCAUCUGCCACCUCCUCCAUCAGCGUUGCUCUGUUUCCUGCGGAUUUGGUUAUUGAUUGAUUUCACUGCAUCUAUUUAAGAAAGCCUUUUGGAAUGGGCAGUGUCGCCUGCUCAUUGACACUGAAGAUGCUUGAAUAGGAAAAGCGGUUUGAUAAAGGAAGUGAAGGAUCCUUGGCAACCACUUCAGCCGAACGCACCUGGGGAAGUGCACGGCACUCGCAGCACGGCCCGUUUACGCCGUUUUGCUAAAACACCAGCAAACUGAUAUUUCCUCCUGCUCCCCUGGAGCGCGCCAGUAUGUUGUGUCAACAGCAGGUUCCUGAACCACAGCCAGCCUUGUGCUGAGAGCUGGGGUUUCUCACUUGGAGUAUCUGUCCUAUGGAAUCU
Pezoporus flaviventris is the source of this 1076-nucleotide messenger RNA. Its product is annotated as interleukin-8-like. Gene Ontology annotation, biological process: antimicrobial humoral immune response mediated by antimicrobial peptide; neutrophil chemotaxis; inflammatory response. Lineage: Eukaryota; Metazoa; Chordata; Aves; Psittaciformes; Psittacidae. Gene Ontology annotation, molecular function: CXCR chemokine receptor binding; chemokine activity. Gene Ontology annotation, cellular component: extracellular region. The record is from RefSeq and is a predicted model, not a curated record. Bases 191 to 604 code for a protein of 137 amino acids. The transcript is spliced from 5 exons.